This is a messenger RNA of Mytilinidion resinicola, 1335 nucleotides long. Its product is annotated as MFS general substrate transporter. The coding region runs from base 1 to 1335 and encodes 444 amino acids. The transcript has 4 exons. The record is from RefSeq and is a predicted model, not a curated record. Gene Ontology annotation, cellular component: membrane. Gene Ontology annotation, biological process: transmembrane transport. Gene Ontology annotation, molecular function: transmembrane transporter activity. Lineage: Eukaryota; Fungi; Ascomycota; Dothideomycetes; Mytilinidiales; Mytilinidiaceae.
AUGGACGACGAAGCCCUAAGAGCGGAGGAGAAAGCUCUCGUUCGGAAGAUCGAUCUAUCCCUUCUUCCCACGAUAUGGCUCAUGUAUCUCCUGUCCUAUAUGGACCGCACCAACAUCGGCAACGCCAAAGUCGCGGGCAUGGAUGUUGACCUCCAUCUUACAUCAGGCCAAUACUCCAUCCCCCUCGUCGUCUUCUUCAUCACCUACGUCGUCUUCGAGAUCCCAUCCAACCUCAUCUUAUCAAAAACGAAGCCGUCUAUCUAUCUCCCAGUGAUCAUGACGCUGUGGGGAGCCGUGACAUGCUGCAUGUCCCUCGCACAUAGCUACCACACGCUUCUUUCGUUGCGGCUAAUAGUCGGUGUCUUGGAAGCUGGCUUCGCACCUGGUAUCCUGCUCAUCCUGUCUUCGUGGUACAAGAAGGAUGAACAGUCGAAACGCUUCGCUGUCUAUAUCUCCGUCGCUGUGCUGUCAGGAGCAUUCGACGGUAUCCUUGCCGGGGCUAUCACAGGCGGCCUUGACGGGGUACGCGGGUUAGAAGGGUGGCGAUGGCUCUUCAUAACACCCCAGAUCGUUGAAGGCGCCGCAACUGCCUUCUGGGCCAUCUGCUCCCACUUCAUACUCCUUGACUUCCCCGCCAACACCGCGCGCCUGACACCCCGAGAGCGGGAAUUCGCCAUCAGCCGGCUCGCCGCCGACGAAGUCACCUCGCGCACGGAGGACAAUCCCCGCCUCACUUCCCUCCAAGCCCUCGCAAUGUCACUGAGCAAUUGGAGGACGUGGCUGCUGACCGCAGGGUACAUGGUCAUCGUGGGUUCUUCAACGCUCUCAUACUUCUAUCCUACGCUAGUGAAGGAGCUUAGGUAUACGAGCCGUAUAGCGCAGUACAUAGUCGUCCCCAUCUACGCCGUCGCCUUCGUCGCCGUUGGCGUUACCGGCUACUUCAUGGACAAGCACCCCCAGCACCGCGGCGUCGUCAUCGCCGCCUGGCUCGCCCUCUCCACGCUCUGCAGCACCCUCGUCUGCACCAUCUACAACUUCACCGCGCGCUACGUGUUCCUCGUCUUGACGGCGGCCGGCCUGUGGGCGUCCAACGGCCUAGCACUAAGUCACAGCGCGUCGACGUUCGGCUCCAUGUCGCAGGAGGUGCGGGCGGUGAGUCUGGCAUUCGUGAACGCGAUGGGGAAUCUGGCGCAGAUUUACAGCGCCUAUCUGUUUCCGAAGGAGGACGCCUCGAAAUACCUUCUCGGAUUUGGUGUGAUAUCGGGGAUGUGCGCUUUCGGGGUGGCGGUGUACGCCAUUUCGCACGUGGUUAUAAGGAGAUAUCCCUCCAAAUGA